Molecule: messenger RNA, 4806 nt
Organism: Perca fluviatilis (European perch)
Lineage: Eukaryota; Metazoa; Chordata; Actinopteri; Perciformes; Percidae
Gene: tmem74b
Product: transmembrane protein 74B
Exons: 3
Coding region: 219-1085 (288 amino acids)
Source: RefSeq, a predicted model, not a curated record
AGUCUUACCUCGGUCCUCCCUCCCUCCCUCCCUUCCUCCCUCUCUCUCCCUCUCACUGCAUCCUCCUCACACAUGAUCCGGCAGCAUCCAUCUCUCCGGAUGCCUCUUGAUUCCCGCCUCUCCGCGGCAUCAGCACCAGUCAUUAUUUUGUCUCUAUUCAGUGAGGAUAAUGCAGAGCGGAGGGAUGGUGAAGACAUGAGCAAAUCCAACAGAUUUCGAUGGAGUCCUCUUUCAACGCCGUAGAGCUCCGGGAGCUGCGGGGCGGAGGAGUCCGGCGAGGCGUGUCUCCGACGCCGGCCUCAGCACCCUGGACAGCGGCCACAGCCCGGGGCUUUGAGAACGCCUCCUACCAGCAGGACGAGGAGCACGAGCACUGCCAGCAGGGGGUGACUGAACCACAGGGUUGUCCGCCCUCAACUUCAGACAACAGCAAGCAGCAGCAGCAGCAGGAGCUCUCUCCGCAGUCCUACGAUGAGGAGGAAGGAGGUGGCGGGCAGGACGACGGCCCGGACUUUACCGAGUUCAACCCCGCUGACGACCACUCGGCCGACUACGGCUUCAUCUUCGCCCUGGUGUUCCUGGUGAGCGGGAUCGUCCUGGUGGUCAUCGCCUACACCAUCCCGCGAGAGGCCAAAGUCGACCCGGACUCGGUGUCGGCCCGCCAGAUGGAGAAGCUGGAGAUGUACUACGCCCAGCUGGGCUCCCACCUGGACAAGUGCAUCAUCGCGGGCCUCGGCCUGCUGACACUGGGGGGGAUGUUCCUGUCCGUGCUGCUCAUGGUGUCCAUCUGCCGGGGAGAGAUGUACCGACGCAGGGCAGCGUUUGUUCGACCCAAGAGGACUUACGGCUCCAUCAACCUGAGGAUGAAACAGCUGGCGACUGGAGAGGCAGAAGGAGGCGGCCAGGGCGGGGACAGAGUGGAGGAGUUUCUGGCGGAACACGCAGAGACACGGAAUAACAUACAGCCGGGUCCGAGCCGGGACUCCAAAUCAGAACCAGGACCGAGCAGAAAUCCUCCUCCUGCAGCUGCUGCUGCUGCUGCUUCGUCCUCUUCUUCUUCAGCUGCUGUACAUGGAGUGAACUAGCUGUCCUUGAUUUUCACUCUGCAAUCCGCCUUCCUCUGAGGGAGUUGCAAAAUGUGGGUUUGCAAAAUGGUGCAGGUUCCCCCCCCCAUUUGUGCUAACAGAAGAAGCACAUGUUGAGCAUAAGGCUCUCUGCUGGAAUGACCCAGCUUUGACCCAGAAUUUUGGGACAGAAAAGUUUCUGGGAUAUUUAUUCCAACCAAUCAUAAAGGAUGUAUUAAAAACAAAAGAGGGCUCGACUGGUAGGAGAAGAGAGGUAAGCCUAUGUUAGUUUGGGAAAGAGCACAUUUGGAGGUGAAUGGUUAUAUAUCAAAGAUUACAGUUUUGAUAUUUAAAUCAUAGUACGUUUAUCAAAGGUUUUACAAGAGAAAGCACAUUGUGUCCGACAGCCCUGGAGGUUUCUCGUCGCUGCAGAAAGCAAGAUUAAUACUUUAUUUAUGAAGUCCAGUGUUGAUGCUCAUCUAUCAGGCGACCAAAAGAUGUUCAACAUUUAAACCUAGCCAUAUUUUAAAACCCCAAUCACAAUACAUACUAUCUGACUUAUCAUGCUGCUGUGAACAUCACUGGAAAUUAGUCAUUUGAUAGAAAAGUGUUAAUGGACUGUCUAAAUAAAGUGUUAUGGAAGUGUGAUGCUAGUUCUCGCACAAAUAAACCGAGGCAACAUUUUUGUAAGUAAUAUUUCACUCAUUUACUCUCACCACCAACAUCUGCAAUACAUGGACAUAAACUUUAUGACAAUUAGAGCCUGACAGAUAAAUUGGCCACUGAUCGAUAUCCCUGGUUUAAGUUUAAUUUAUGGAUUUAUGUUAAAAAAAAAACACCCGUUGAAAUAUCGUUAUUACAUUUCUAAGCCAAGUAUUGGCCUCAAAAAACCCAGAAUCUGUCUGCCUUUAACCAUAACUAGACUGCACAAAAAAGGUGAUAAGUUGAACACAUGUUCACAGCUUUUUUCUUUGUGUUUACUGAACAAACUGCUGCUUUCUGACACUAUCUACCCAGUUAAUAAUGCAGCUUAAUGCAGCUUUAAUAUUUCCAUUUAAAAAAUAUUCUGAGCAUUUUGAUUGGCUUUAAUUCACCAAAAAGGACAGACCUGCACAAUAAAAAAUAGAUAUGUUUCAUAAGGAAAUACAAUAAAAUAGUAGUAGAGUAGUAGGAGGUGUUGAUGAGACCUGACAUGAGUCACUGUUGAGAGGCUGACACACAUUACCCAGAAAGCAUUGCAUCCCAGCCCAAAAGGUCUUCUUACCUGAUUUGUUAGUCAGUGAUAAUGUUCUCCCUUGACUUCAAGUUCUUUUUUUUUUUUAAAUCUUUGUGUGUUUUGACCUCCUCAACAACAAUAUGAGAGAUUUUAUCAAUGCGUCUUUGUUGCAAAUCUUAUCCCAGUGGGAAAAAAACAGAUUGUGUUUUCGUCACAGCAAUGUCUCCACCAGGCUAAAUCGAUUAUUGGGUAGUUUAGUUGGGAUUACACAUGUGUUUGAAGGAAAAUCUGUGAAAUCUGUGAAAAUCAACACUUUCACUGCUUUGUGGCUAAAUAAAUGAAUGUUCCUUUCAGUAAAUCAUUAGUCAGACAUUACAUUGAAAUAAUUACAACCCAGAUCUCAAAAGUAUCACGUCACAUCUCUAAUGUCUCAUGCUGCAUCACCCCAAAACUGUUGCCUCAUGUUUACUAAUCAGCUUUUUUUUUUAUGCUCGCAUCACUUUCCAACAGCAUCAGAGAGGGAGUCUUUGUAUCAUGUUGCAAGUAAACAUCCAUUAUUCUCCCCGCUCCGUUGUGUGAAUGAUUAUAUUUAUCUGACAUUUAAAGGUCCUGACUGUUGAGUGGACAAUAAAACUAACUACCGUGCCACAUGCCGGUCGCUGCUGUCAUAAGGAAACCUCACAAUUUCACCUAAGGUGCUCAGUCCAUUAAAUCUAUUUAAAAAAAAACAAUAAUUUAGAAAUGUGCUUAAAAUAACAAUAUGAAUUCAGAAAAACAAACAUCAAGGUGUAUUCUUCUGACUGCAGCCCAGAGAAGAAGCUGGUUUUGAGUGGAAUAGACCUUUAAUGACACAGCGCCUACUCCUUUGUAUUAUAUGUAAUCAGAUGUUAUUUAUGUCAUGUAAGGAUACUAUAUGCCUUAAUGAGUAAACACACACUGUAAAUUGUGUAUAUGCAAAUAUUAUUAUGCUAAUGUAUUAAGGUCUGUAUAGUGAGCCAAUUAGCCAAGGGCAAUGUAGCCACACACACACACACACACACACACACACACAAAAAUGUCCUCACUUGUCAACUGAUCUCACAAGCGAGUUUGUGGCUCUGUACUUGUAAGGACAUCUCAAGUGUAACACACACCAACAUACUAAUCUCAAGCUGUUUAUUAAAAUAUGUACCACAUUUUUAUUUCACAGUACAAAUAUACUGUAAAUACUACAUACUUGUAUAGACGUGUCGGAUGUAAAGGACCAGCAAAAGUUAAAAUGCUCAAAAACCAAAAUGCGCAACGCAGGUAUGCAAAACCUCGUCACAGUUUGAUCAAUUUAUUUCUGUCAGCAGCAACAGUUUAAUGGAAACAUACGACAGCGAGCCGUGAACAGCUGAACAAUUGAGCUUCAAAUAUUCAACAUUCAGAUGAAUGAAAUAACAAACGACUCAGAGGAAAAUGUAAUAGUUAGAACAUAUCAGGGCUGAAACUAAUGAUUUUAUUAAUUGUAGAUUUAUUGUUUGGUCAGUAAAAUGUCAGAAAAUAGUAUAAAAAUAAAUUAAAUGUCUUGUUUUGUCUGACUAACCAUCCAAAAUGAAAGAAAACCAGCAAAUAUCCCUAUUUUAGUGGCUGGAACCAUUGAAUUUUUGGCUUGUCUUCUUAAAAAAAAUAACGACGUAAACAAAUACUGGAUUUUCUAAAUCGUCGCUGAUACAUUUUCUUUCGAUUGACUAAUCAAUUAAUGGACUAAUCGUUGCAGCUCUAGUAGAUAUAAAAUAAAUCAAAUUCUAACUGUAAAACAUAUGAUGACUGAUGAUUAAAAAGAAAGCACACCAAGCUUCACUAAAAUGUUCUGCAGGUAAUUAAGAAAUAUUUCAAAUUCAUUUAUUUUGAGAUAAAAGCAACUAACAACAGGAGUGUCUGUUAAAGAUGUUAAACAAUAUAAUGACAUGAUCCAUAUUGGUCAGUACUGUUCUAUAAUAUCUGGUUGAUUUCAAUGACAGGAUAGUCACAGGUUCAAUCCCUGCUACAGUGCGUUACUGCUGAGGUGUCCUUGAGUAAGAAAAUACUCAUUCUACAGGCUUCUGGGGGAACAUGUGCAUUUAUGUGAGGCCGCUCCGUGACUAAAUCUUAAAAAGGAAAAAUCAGCCUUAUGUUUGGGGAUUAGAAAGACUCGUCUAUGUGUAACACCUAAAGCUGCAGGCAGGACCUUUCGAGAAAGGGGUGGAAAUGUUUGAAAAUAUUCGCUGUACCGACAGUCAACGUUGGUUUCUUUUAACCGUAACGGCGGCCGCUCCAAAACUGUAAGAAAGUACAGUUUAUUUCAACCCAACUCAUGAUGAUCAUUCCCCAAACCUAACCAAACCUUAACCACAGCUGCGUAAAAUCUGAAAACGCGUGUCGUUCUGAAAUGCAGUUACAAACGAUGCAUUUUGUCUUUAAAGGAGAAAUCCGGUGAACGCUGUGCAACCGGUAACCGGUAAUAUAGCCCAAGCACGGCGUUCGUCGUUCGACUGAUCGGGACUGUCGAUACACGAUCCGUUC